Molecule: messenger RNA, 975 nt
Organism: Notothenia coriiceps (black rockcod)
Lineage: Eukaryota; Metazoa; Chordata; Actinopteri; Perciformes; Nototheniidae
Source: the annotation of a RefSeq genome assembly
AUGCUCUCAACGCUUCUAACACAAAUUGUGAACCCCUUAGCCUAUAUUGUCCCCGUCUUAUUGGCUGUCGCAUUCCUAACCCUGCUUGAACGGAAAGUCCUUGGUUAUAUGCAACUACGGAAAGGCCCCAAUAUUGUAGGGCCUUACGGCCUCCUCCAGCCAAUUGCAGACGGCCUAAAAUUAUUUACCAAAGAACCCAUUCGACCCUCCACUUCCUCCCCCCUAUUGUUUUUGCUCGCCCCUAUCUUAGCACUUACUUUAGCCCUUGCACUAUGAGCCCCCCUGCCCCUUCCCCACCCAGUUGUAGACCUCAACCUCGGCGUACUAUUCGUCCUGGCCCUCUCCAGCCUAGCAGUUUAUUCUAUCCUCGGAUCAGGAUGGGCCUCUAACUCGAAGUACGCCCUUGUCGGCGCCCUCCGUGCAGUCGCCCAGACCAUUUCUUAUGAGGUUAGCCUUGGCUUAAUCCUGUUAAGUGUAAUCAUCUUUGCCGGGGGCUUCACACUACAAACCUUCAACAUUGCUCAAGAGAGCAUCUGACUAGUGUUGCCUGCUUGACCCCUAGCUGCAAUAUGAUACAUCUCUACUCUUGCAGAAACAAACCGUGCCCCCUUUGACCUCACCGAGGGAGAGUCUGAGCUAGUCUCAGGUUUCAACGUAGAGUAUGCAGGCGGCCCUUUCGCCCUAUUUUUUCUAGCAGAAUACUCUAAUAUUUUACUUAUAAAUACACUCUCAACAAUUCUAUUCCUAGGGGCCUCCCACAUUCCCUCCUUUCCUGAGCUAACUACCACUAACCUAAUAGUAAAGGCCGCUCUUCUCUCCGUUGUGUUUCUCUGGGUCCGAGCAUCUUACCCCCGCUUCCGAUAUGACCAGCUUAUACACCUAAUUUGAAAAAAUUUUCUCCCCCUAACCCUAGCACUAGUUAUUUGACACCUGGCCCUCCCAAUCGCAUUUACUGGGCUCCCCCCUCAAUUUUAA